Molecule: messenger RNA, 515 nt
Organism: Sinocyclocheilus grahami
Lineage: Eukaryota; Metazoa; Chordata; Actinopteri; Cypriniformes; Cyprinidae
Product: nucleolar protein 58-like
Exons: 3
Coding region: 56-493 (145 amino acids)
Cellular component (GO): box C/D methylation guide snoRNP complex; small-subunit processome
Molecular function (GO): snoRNA binding
Source: RefSeq, a predicted model, not a curated record
GGUGAUUGAAAUAUCAGAGUAUCGCACACAGUUGUAUGAUUAUCUAAAGAAUCGUAUGAUGGCGAUUGCACCCAACCUGACAGUCAUGGUGGGAGAAUUAGUGGGAGCCCGUCUCAUUUCACAUGCAGGAUCUCUGCUGAACUUGGCCAAGCACCCUGCGUCCACCGUUCAGAUUCUCGGGGCAGAGAAAGCUCUGUUCCGCGCUCUGAAAACCCGUCGGGAUACACCCAAAUACGGUCUCAUCUAUCACGCUUCUCUGGUGGGGCAAACCACAGCCAAGAAUAAGGGUAAAAUCUCCAGAAUGCUUGCUGCUAAAACGGCCCUUGCCAUCCGUUAUGAUGCCCUGGGAGAAGAUACCAAUGCGGAGAUGGGAGUGGAAAACAGAGCCAAGCUGGAAGCACGAUUACGCUACCUGGAGGAGAAAGGGAUCAGACGUAUUAGUGGUUCAGGCAAAGCUCUGGCAAGGGCUGAUAAAUAUCAACACAAGAGGUGAGUGUUUCUUCCACAUUGUUUAG